Molecule: messenger RNA, 4045 nt
Organism: Chara braunii
Lineage: Eukaryota; Viridiplantae; Streptophyta; Charophyceae; Charales; Characeae
Source: the annotation of a GenBank genome assembly
GGCUUCCUGUGGAUGGCCGGGACCCCAGUCUCAACAGGUGAGUCACUCGAACCCACYGCCAAACCAACCUCAGCAGUUGGCCCCACAAGGAUCACAAGGGAAUCAAGGCGGUGGACGAGGACAGAAUCAAGGAUGGGGCCGAGGGCGAGGAAAUGGUGGCCGCGGGGGAUAUGGGAGAGGAAACGCGAACAGUAACUCCCAGAGAGGAGGAAAUGACGGGUGGAACGGUGCAGGAAAUCAGAGUGACCAGCAAGGUGGUGAAGGAUAUGGAAGAGGAAGGGUAGAUUGGAGAAAUGCCAUCUGCUGGCAUUGUGGCCAGAAGGGCCACACAAUUAAGUUUUGUCAGGUCCGAAAGAGUGAUGAAAAGGAUGGCCUGAUGAGCUCAAGCUAUGAUGGUGAUUUUUUCGACAUGUACGGUGAGUGCAUAGACCCGAGAAUCCCAGGGGGGAUACGGGAAGAAGCUCUGCGCCGUGCUAGUGCCCCAGCUCCACCAGCUCCUCCGGCCGCUUUCCGUAUUUGGCAGGAAGUAGAAGACCGUCAGGGUGUGAGGAUAGAGGAGAUAAGCGAGAAUGAAGAGGUUGAGCAGAGAUUGAGGGCCGACACAAAAAAGGAGGAGCCUAUAGUGGUUGAAUCCGACGACGACGAGCAAGAUGGUGGCCACGGCAGGGCAAGAGACACGAUGGAGAGAAUGGAGGACCUACUGGCAAAAAUCGGGAGGUACCAGGAUAAGUUGACCACUCUUUGUGAGGAGGUCAACAGGUGGAAAGGAGAGUUACCAUUGGUGUACCUCAUCGAUUCAGGCCCAGGGGCACAAGGCGGAUGUGGAAAUCUGCCCGGAGUGACUGUCACGGCGCCAACUCCCAGGUCUGGGAUGACCUUCAGGCCGCCGUCAAGAGCCGGAAGGGCGGCUUUGGCAGCACGUACUAGAUCGAAGGGAGCGCCCGACUCAAGCCAUCCCACUCAGGACAGCCCGGGUCCCAGUGGAGAGAAAGAGAUGGUAGAGAUUCCAGAGGAUGACGAGGACGAGGAUGAAAAGUUGAGGAAGGAAGAGGACAAGAAGGCUGAAGAGAGAGCCAAAAAGAGGGGCGCCAAAACGAGCGCUGAUAAAGAGCAGGAGGGAAAGAAGAGAAAGUAUAAGGUCAGAAUGGAGGAGGGGUUUGAUGUGGAAGGAAUGGUCGAUCGACUCCUUGAGGGUCAUAACGACCUAAUGAACUUAAAGGAUAUCCUCGCUUCCGCUCCAAAAUUGAGGGACGAGUUGAAGGCUCGAUUGUCCAGAAGGUUAGUAGCAAGUGUGCGCUUGGGAACCAUUAUCCCCAAGGAAGCGGAAUGGGCAGAGACAGGCACGAAGAUGGAUUGGAAGUCCGUCGCUUGUGGAUGCUUGGACGUAGUAGUAAAAGGAAAAACGUGCACGACAAUGGUGGAUACUGGAGAGGAAAUUAACCUCAUAAAAGAGGAGCAUGCUUUACGCCUGGGGAUGGAGAUUGAUCGCUCCGAUAAUGGAGUUUUAAUGGGAGCGAAUAGUCGGUCUGUGUUCAUAGGGACCGCAUCGAGAAUGGUUUUGGAGUUUGGCAAGGUUAAAGUGAGAAGUUGUUUCUUUGUGAUGCCCGAUCUCGACCAUCCCAUCCUAUUGGGCCGAUCCUUUUUUAGCCGAACGGAGACCGUCAUACUGAAUAAGCAUGAUGGGACAAUGUUCCUCGUCUUAUGUGACCCGGUAUGUGGCAACUAUGAGGUUAUCACAUGCAAAAAUACGGGGCCACAAAGUAUAAGGAAUAGGCCCAAUCCUGGCUCUUUCACGAUUGAGGAAUCGGGAGAAGAAAGGAAGAGGCUAGGAGGGGAUGAGUUUGAAGAAGAAAGGAAUCCGGAAGCACUGACUCUUAGCCUGACCAAUAUAGGCGAUGCUAUGAAGAUAGUGUCAACCUAUGGGAUGGCGGACAUGGAGGCCGUAGAGGCCUUGAGAGAAAAGGUGAUGGAACAGAUGGGUGAAGGAGAGGUGGAGCUGGUAUAUUGGACAUGGGAUAAGAUGGCAAGGGUAAGGAAGGAGCCUCUCAAGGUGGGCGACGUUGUGUUGCUAUAUGAUUCAUCCUUAGAGAAGCAGUGGUCGCGAAAGUUAGACAAGAGGUGGUUAGGACCAUACAGGGUCGCAAGGAGUGGAGAGCAUGGGACAUACCAGAUUGAAGAGCUGAAUGGGACUGCCUGGAAAGAUUGGGUGUCAGGCUCGAGGUUAAAGAAGUUUGUCGCUCGAGACGAGGAUUUUGAGAGGAAGAUGGAGGGCUUGCACCCAUCGCCAUUAGGAAGGGAUGGACAACCCAUCCGUUUCGAUGCCACUAACUUGUGGGAAUUCCUGAAGGGCUACGACGAGUUUGCAGACAGCAUCAACAAGCCACCAAGCCAGAGGGUGAGGGAUUUUAUUCUGUUUGUAAGGGAACACCUCAGGUCCUUCAUCAGAUCUAUUGUGGAGCCUGCCACAAACUGGAGCCAUUGCAAGAAAUUGCUUUGGAACUACUAUACUCCAGCUCGUCAGGCAGAGGAGAGGAGGAGUGUGCAUAGAAAGAGGAAGGAGCCAGAAACUGCAGAGAAGAGAACCUCUGAGCAGGGCAUGACCUCAGGAGCUCAGAGGGAUGGCCAGAGGAGAGAGCACAGGUUCCGGAGGCAGGAGAGAGAGGAGGACCAGCAUAUUGGCAAGACUCAACAGAAAGAGGAGCAGACUGCAGAGAGGACCCAGAGGGGAGGGCCCUCAGGUGGAUCAGAUAUACCUCCUCACCUUGCUCACGUACCUGAGACCACUCCUAGGCCAGGCAUGCAGCCAGAGACGUCUCAUAGGGCACAGGGUCAGGGAAAGGAUGAGGAUCAGGCUGCAAGAGAGAAGGAACAGGACAAGGAAGAAAGAGCGGCAAUAGAGAGAGAAAUCAGAGUCCAAAUCAAACUCAAGAACAUUGCGGAGCUGCACGAGAAGUUUAAGCAGGGAGAGCAGCCUGGAGGCCCAGGGAGGCCCAGGGAGCAGCAUCAGGAGAUGGGGGUUAAGCUGGUCUCUACAGACUUGCUUAGCCUGAAGGGCCUUACGAAAGAGGGUUUUGCGGCGGCCAAGACUUCUAAUGAAAAGAUGGAGAAGAGGUUGACGAGGGUGGCACGGGCGUCUCAUGAGCAGAGAAUGGACUGGCAAAAAGAAAUUGGUGAUCUCAAGAAGGAGUUGGAGAGGCAGGACAAGGAGAUGGAAGCCAUAAAGACUGAGGUGGAGAAGGCUUGGGCAGGCAACGAGGCCAUCAGACAGGUCAACCAGACCCUUAACAAGGUGGAAGAGAGGGCAAACGACCAGAAGGAUGAGGAAAUCCCCCUGCUAGAUAAAAAGAUGUUGCAGUCUGAGGACGCCCUAGCAAAGAUGAAGUCAGGAACCGGGGGGUUUGAGUGGAGGAUGCCCACAGUCUUGGCACAUGAGGCAAGGCCACCAGCAGAGGAUGCGAUGGAUGAAGCUGCACUUCCCGUGACUCAGGAGGAGACUGUGGGGAGACAGGAGGUUCAGGAGAGUGUGGGACAGGCCAUGGCUGAGGCUGAGGAAAGGGAGGAGCAGGAGGUAUCUCAGAAGACCCCACCAUCUCAGGAUAUGCCUCUAGUUGCAGGUCUGGAGGAUGCAUUGGGAUCUUGGGCCACUGGAUCCGGGGCAGAGGAGCGAGUGAGUGAGCAGAUGGCCCAAACAGAUGACAGAGCAGCAUGCCCCAUUUCCCCAGAGCACCCACAGCAGGAGGUCACCAGCGAGGCCACAGCAACCCCCUCAUCUGUACCCUCCCAUGCAGCUGACAAGAUGGAGCAGAAAAGGUUUGGAAGAUGCUUCUACUGCAAGAGAGGCAAGCACCCACAGGAGACCUGUCCCAAAAGCCUCAAGGAUGAGGCUGAUGGUUUGUUUUCAUGGGACCCAUCUGGCGUACGCAGGGACAGAGAUGGGAACCUGAUCCUGAAGACUCGUGAUGGGAUACGAGCGCAGUUGUAUAGGCAACUGCAGGAGGACAUGAGUGAUCAGGAGUAGGAUUUACGAAUAGGGUCCGGAAAAGUC